Anopheles coustani is the source of this 861-nucleotide messenger RNA. Its product is annotated as zinc finger protein 2-like. The transcript has 3 exons. Lineage: Eukaryota; Metazoa; Arthropoda; Insecta; Diptera; Culicidae. Bases 1 to 861 code for a protein of 286 amino acids. The record is from RefSeq and is a predicted model, not a curated record. Gene Ontology annotation, molecular function: zinc ion binding. Gene Ontology annotation, cellular component: nucleus.
AUGGUCUAUAAAUGGGAGAAAUGGCCAACAUAUUUAGUGGUGAAAUUUAGUGGUGAAGUGUGUCGUAGAUGCGGUGGUAAAGGAGCGAACUCACCAAUCGCAACAUAUGGUAGUGUAUAUGAGAUAUGCACCGGGAUAAUGGUUUCUUCGUCAGAUGGUCUACCGGACAAACUUUGUAAAAAUUGCGUAAACAAAAUGAUCAUGGCUUACGACUUUAGAAUCACUUGUAAUUGCACGGAAGAACAUCUGUCAAUACUAAAACAAGAAAGGCAUGAGGAAAAUCCAGAAGCCAGGAGUACAGAAAUCAAUCCAAAUCAACUGCACUCGGACUCCGAGGACGGGGAAAUAACAAUCGAAGAAACUAUAAUUACGCCAGUUUGCUUCAACUACGUACCAUUCAGGAACCCGGAUCUUGCGUCUCUGGAUAGCGAUAUGUCUCCUGCCAGCUCCCGAACUGUCAAUACUUCCAGAAACCAUGCUGGCUCCUCGGUAUCAGCAGCAUUUGACAUGCUGCCUACAGUGGAUAACACGGACUCCGAGGCCAAUCAGACGACGAUAGAUCACUCUACGCGGCCAAAGUUCCGCUGCAACAACUGCAGCAAAGAAUACUUCCGCAAAACUAGCUUCCGUCGGCACCAGGAAUUAUACGACUGCAAACAACCGUACACUUGUGUUAUUUGCUUAAGACAUUUUUCUCACAAACAAUCUCUAAAAGCACACCACCAAAAAGUUCAUCCAGGCAGCACACAACAGCAGCAAAAAACUAGGCAAAAAAUUGCAAAACUUGCAACGCAGAGUUUAGCUCGCAAGGAAGCUUGUAUCGACAUCGGCAACUAUCAUGUCCUAACAAGUAUCAACUAA